CUAUAAAAUAGAGUAACCGCUAACGUAAUGCAGCAUUCUUUGCUCGUUCUUUGCUUGUGACGCAUCACGUCACACGCUUCCUCACAGCAUAACACGCCCCCAUCGCUAUCCAUUCACAUUGUAGUAUUCAUUCAUUCUAUUUAUAAGUUGAUAAUAAUCAAAUACAAUGGCUUAUUUACAAUCGAUGCCUAAAUCUGAAACUAUCAGGCUCCGGGAGAAACAUGUCGGAGCUGCAUGCCAGCUGUUCUUCCGUUCAUCCCCCCUGAAAAUCGUCAGGGGUGUCGCUCAGUUUAUGUAUGACGAAACGGGCGAGAGGUAUUUGGACUGCAUCAAUAAUGUGGCUCACGUUGGCCACUGUCAUCCACAUGUCGUGGAAGCUGGCAGAAAUCAAAUGUCUCUUAUAUCAACCAACAAUCGUUAUCUACAUGAUGAACUGGUCAUCCUCGCCGAGAGACUCGUGAAGACAUUACCUGAACCACUGUCAGUUUGUUUCUUCGUCAACUCCGGAUCGGAGGCCAAUGACCUAGCAUUAAGAUUGGCUAGGAUUUACACUAAGAACAAAGAUGUUGUAACUUUGGAUCACGCUUAUCAUGGUCACCUUACGUCUAUGAUCGAUGUCUCUCCCUACAAACUGAACCUACCCGGAGGCCCCGAGAAGCCAGAGUGGGUUCAUGUGGCGCCAGUUCCUGAUGUAUACAGAGGAAAAUACACAUAUCCGAAUGACUCUCAAUCUGAAGGGGAGCUAGCAGAAAUGUACGCGGUUGAAGUUGACAAGAUAUGCAAAGAGAUCGUUAAGAAAAAUGGCGGCGUAUGCGCCUUUAUAGCGGAAAGCUUGCAGAGCUGCGGUGGACAAAUCAUACCUCCUGAUGGAUACAUGAAACGCGUAUAUGAGCAUGUUCGAGAGGCGUCAGGUGUUUGUAUUGCUGAUGAAGUCCAAGUGGGCUUCGGGCGUGUUGGGACCCACAUGUGGGCUUUCGAGACCCAAGAUGUGGUACCUGACAUAGUGACUAUAGGCAAACCAAUGGGCAACGGUCACCCUGUCGCUGCUGUUAUCACAACACCAGAAAUCGCAAAGAGUUUUGCUGAUACUGGUGUGGAAUAUUUCAAUACGUACGGCGGUAAUCCAGUGUCGUGCGCCAUUGCGAACGCAGUCCUUGAUGUCAUAGAAGAAGAGCGACUGUUGGAACGAGCAACUCGUGUUGGUAGCCAUUUGUUGGCCCGCUGCAAUGAUCUCAAACUUAAGCAUAGACUGAUCGGCGACGUGCGGGGGAGAGGACUAUUUGUCGGUGUAGAACUAGUUACAGACAGGGAGACUAGAACACCAGCCACGGCUGAGGCUAAACAUAUUAUUAACAGGAUGCGAGAAGAAAAGAUCCUGAUUAGCCGCGAUGGGCCUGACAGUAAUGUGCUGAAGUUUAAACCACCAAUGGUGUUUACUACCCAAGAUGCUGACCGUCUUGUCGAUACAUUGGACAGAGUGCUGGCUGAAUUGGAUGGCAAUAGAGCGCCUGUUACGAAUCUUAAACUCGAGGUAUUAGUCACGCCUAUCAGCAAAGAUAUGACACAGAGUGAUGCAAUCGUAAAUAAAAAUAUACAGAGCAUCAAGAGUUCAUGACUUUACCACACCCAAUAAGUAUUAUCAACACUGUAAAUAUAGAUGUAUAUAUUUUUGUAAAUAUUGCUCUAAUAUUAAGAUUAAAAUAUAUGUUUAGAAUAAAAUUCAAUACAAAUAUAUUAAUAAUAUAUUAAAAACAAAAUAUGACAAUAUUUAGUUUAUUUUAUUGAAAUAAAUAAUUGUUAUGUGAAAUGUAUUGAUUAUACUUGUAGCUUUUAAUAAACUAUUGAUUUCUGUUAGCAUUUUUAGGCUAUUUCCUUACUUGAUUAAAGUAACGAAAUUACGUUAAAUGUAAACUUAGUUAAAUGCUAAUGAACUGUGGUACUUUAUUUACAGACUGUACUAACUAUUUUGUCUAUGGAAGUAUAUAGAAAUUCAUAAAAAAAUAUAUUACACUUUAACAUUGUAUGUAACUAACAUCACCUGUUUUUGAGAUUAAAAAAACAAAAGUUCCUUUUAAUCAAUUUAUUAUUUAUUUGUGAUAGCAAGUACAAACUUAUCUAAUACUUAUAAGAUUUAAGGUUAAUUAAGCACAAUUAAUUGUCAAUGUUUUAUCAAAUGUUCACAUUUUAUAUGUAAACAAUUCAUUUAUAAAAUUAAAAACUAAUAACCAA
Galleria mellonella (greater wax moth) is the source of this 2229-nucleotide messenger RNA. Its product is annotated as alanine--glyoxylate aminotransferase 2-like. Gene Ontology annotation, cellular component: mitochondrion. The coding region runs from base 167 to 1615 and encodes 482 amino acids. The record is from RefSeq and is a predicted model, not a curated record. The transcript has 10 exons. Lineage: Eukaryota; Metazoa; Arthropoda; Insecta; Lepidoptera; Pyralidae. Gene Ontology annotation, molecular function: pyridoxal phosphate binding; transaminase activity.